CACAAUCCUGCAUCUGUGAUUCGACUGGAGAAAGGUGCGUUGCGGAUCCAUUGAGGAAAAAAAAGCACAGCUCGUCUGACGGAGAGUCAGAUAGUGUUCGCGAGGGAAAAUAUCUGUGCUAAACUUAGCCUCCAACUAACACACUGGACGAAGUGUCUAAACACAGAAAAACUCCUGCUGAAGUGGCUGAGAUUCAUGUGACACAAAAUUAUAAAGAUGGCAUUAAUUAAAGAAGAGAGUGAAGACAUGAAGAUUGAAGAAGCGUUCAGAGUCAAACAUGAAGAUACCGAGACACCAACAGACCUGAUGGCGCUGAAUGAGGAAAGUACGGAACUGAAUGAAACAGACGGCAAAGAUCAGAAUGAGAAACAGCAUGAUUUCAAAACUGAAGAGAAAUCUAUUAGUUGCUCACAGACUAAAAAAACUUCCUCACAAACUCAAAAAACAGAAACUACAAACCUUAAUCCCAACAGGAGAAUUCACACUGGAGAGAGAACUUACACCUGCCAACAGUGUUUGAAGAAUUUCUCACACAAUGGAGAUCUUAAGACUCACAUGAAAAUUCACAUUGAAAAGAAACUAUUGAUAUGCCCUCAGUGUGGAAAAGGUUUCACGUUUAAAGGAAGACUAAAGACUCACAUGAGAGUUCACACUGGAGAGAAGCCAUUCACCUGCUCUCAGUGUGGAAAGGGUUUUACACAGAAAAAAUGCCUCACUGUCCACUUGAAAAUUCACAUCGGAAAGAAGCCAUUCACCUGCCUUCAGUGUGGGAAGAGUUUCACGUUUAAAGAAAAACUUAAUAUUCACAUGAGAGUUCACACUGGAGAGAAGCCUUUCACCUGCGAUCUGUGUGGAAAGAGUUUUUCAUUAAAUAACGGUCUUAAAGGUCACAUGAGAAUUCACACUGGAGAGAAGCCAUUUGUAUGUGAUCAGUGUGGAAAAAGUUUUACACAUAAAAACGGCCUUAAUAUCCACAUGAGAAUUCACACUGGAGAGAAACCUUUCACCUGCAAACUGUGUGGGAAGAGUUUCUCAUUUAGUAACGGUCUUAAGGUUCACAUGAUAAAUCACAAUGAAAAGAAGCCAUUAAUCUGCCCUCAGUGUGGAAAGAGUUUUACACAGAUACACUGCCUUAAAACCCACAUGAUCAUUCACACUGGAGAGAAACCUUAUACUUGUCCUCAGUGUGGAAAGAGUUUCGGGCAUAAAGGAAGCCUUAAGGGUCACAUUAGAAUUCACACUGGAGAGAAACCUUUCACCUGCGAACUGUGUGAAAAGAGUUUCUCAUUAAAUAGCGGUCUGAAGGGUCACAUGAGAAUUCACACCGGAGAGAAGCCAUUUGUAUGUAAUCAGUGUGGAAAGAGUUUUACACAGAAAAACAGCUUUAAUAUUCACAUGAGAAUUCACACUGGAGAGAAACCUUUCACCUGCGAACUGUGUGAAAAGAGUUUCUUAUUAAAUAGCGGUCUAAAGGGUCACAUGAGAAUUCACACCGGAGAGAAGCCAUUUGUAUGUAAUCAGUGUGGAAAGAGUUUUACACAGAAAAACAGCCUUAAUAUUCACAUGAGAAUUCACACUGGAGAGAAACCUUUCACCUGCGAACUGUGUGGGAAGGGUUUCCCUAAAAAAGAAAACCUUAAAAAACACAUGAAAAUUCAUUAAACUCCAAAACGUUAUAAUUGUCAUUAGUGCAAAUAGACAAGAAUCACCUUAAGAAUCAUUAAAAUUCUGAAAAGAAACUAGUUUUAUGUUCCAUCACUGUGGAAAGAGAGUCACACUGAAGAGAGACAUUGCUAGUAUAUUCUGUUUGAGAGGAGUUUGUCAAAGCAGCAUGAAAUGCCAUUUGUGAACUUAUUCUGGGUAAGAAAUUAGUGUUUUCCCCAGAGUGACAAGAGGUUUAGAAAAAGGAGCCAUUUCUAAAAUCAUCUGUGUAUUCUUUCUCAAAGAAAAUUCAGUUGUACUCUGUAUAUAAGUAUACUAAAUAUAUAUUUUUUUACAUUUAAAUACACAUGUUAAGUCAUGAUACCUUGUUUCUUUGUUAAAGCAUAUAAUAAGAAACGUUGUCUGACUGACACCACGACUACUACUUUUACUUGCAUCCUUGACCUCUUUAUGCUUCACCAUGAGGCUUUUUAUUUUCUUUUGUCCACAUGUACUCCUGUGGCUAGUAAGGAUGGGACGUUACACCUACCUCCCGAUCCGAUACUAUCAUGAUACUUGGGUGCCAAAACAAUAUGUAUUGCGAUUAAAAAUAUAUAUAUAUUUAUUUAUUUAGAUUCUGGUUUUCAGAAAAUGUUGUUUUGUUUUUAAUUGUAA
Carassius auratus (goldfish) is the source of this 2316-nucleotide messenger RNA. Its product is annotated as gastrula zinc finger protein XlCGF57.1-like. Gene Ontology annotation, molecular function: DNA-binding transcription activator activity, RNA polymerase II-specific; RNA polymerase II cis-regulatory region sequence-specific DNA binding. Gene Ontology annotation, cellular component: nucleus. Gene Ontology annotation, biological process: regulation of transcription by RNA polymerase II. The record is from RefSeq and is a predicted model, not a curated record. The transcript has 4 exons. The coding region runs from base 217 to 1662 and encodes 481 amino acids. NCBI's taxonomy places the organism in Eukaryota, Metazoa, Chordata, Actinopteri, Cypriniformes, Cyprinidae.